AUGGGUGGGGCUUGGGUGUUCCCUGAGCUGGCAUCACGUGACUGGGCUCGGUGCCCUAGACGCCGGUCGGUCGGGCCGGGCGAGAUGUUGUUGCCGGCGCUGGUCGUGUUCUGGGCCGGGCUGCUCUCGCUCUCGGCGCUGGGGCUCGGAGGACGGAACAUAUGGCUGAUCAAGGAGAAGGUUCUGCAGUCCCGGGAGCAAAGAGCCCAGAAGUAUCUGCUGGAGACCUGGAAGUCCUUUGUAGCUGUGGGCAGCGGUGAAUAUCUGGAGCCCAGCGAGGAAUACUUCCCACAGCCACUGGAUCACUUCAACCGGCAGAAUAAAGCCACUUACAAGCAGAGAUACUGGGUGAACACGGAGCUGUGGGAGCCAGAAGGGGGUCCGGUGUUCCUGUAUAUCGGUGGUGAGGGGGGCCUGACGGUGUACUCUGUCUUAGCAGGCGAGCACGUGGAACUAGCGCGCAAGUACAAGGCCCUGUUGGUCUCAGUGGAACACCGGUACUAUGGAGCCAGCAUCAACCCUGAUGGACUGACCGACCAGAACCUCCAGUUCCUGAGCAGUCAGCAGGCGCUAGCCGACCUGGCCACAUUCCAUGCCUUCAUUUCCCAGCAGUACAACCUGACAAAACGCAACCCUUGGAUCUGCUUUGGGGGCUCGUAUCCAGGCUCGCUCUCCGCUUGGUUCCGGUUGAAGUUCCCUCACCUGGUUUAUGCUGCUGUGGCCUCGUCUGCUCCUGUCCGCGCCCGGCUGGACUUCACCGCCUACAACAAGGUGGUGUCUCAGAGUCUGUCUAAUCCGGUGGUCGGAGGGUCCCUAAAGUGUCGGGACGCUGUGGCGCAGGCCUUCUCCCAGCUGGACCAAGUCCUGGUGCGGGGCGAGACCUCGAGGCUGGAGUCCGACUUCUCUUCGUGCCAGAGCUUGAACGGCACCGGUGACUACGGCGAGCUGGCCAGCAACCUGGCCGACAUCGUCAUGGGAACUGUGCAGUAUAACCUGGAGGAGCCCGGCAACGACAUCGCUGACCUGUGCCGAGUGAUGACCGACCAGAACCUGGGUUCGCCCUACCGCAGACUGGUGGUGCUCAACAAGGGCUACCUGGAGCGGAUGGCUCUGAACUGCACGGACAACUCCCACCAGGAAACGCUGGAGGUUCUGCGCAGCACGGUCGUGAAACCCUUCGGUGUCGGCGAGAGGCAGUGGUACUACCAGACGUGCGCCGAGUUCGGCUACUACCAGACGUGUGAGGACGAGGGCUGCCCGCUUUCCCGCUGGCUGACGCUGCAGUCUCAGGUGGACAUCUGUGCCCAGGUGUUCGGCAUCAGUGCCAACAGUGUGCAGAGCGCAGUCGACUUCACCAACGACUAUUACGGCGCUGACCGACCCAAGUCCAGUCGCAUCAUAUUUGUCAAUGGUGACAUCGACCCCUGGCAUGCUCUGAGUGUGCUGAAGAACCAGUCGCGCUCGGAGCUGGCGGUGGUCAUUAAUGGCACCGCCCACUGCGCCAACAUGAACCCACCUGAGAAGCAAGAUCCCACCUCCCUCCGGCAAGCCCGACAGAGGAUCGAUGAUCAAAUUGGAGUGUGGUUGGCCAGUAGUCGCUUGAAUCCAUGGUAACCGGGGCUCAGGAUGCCCGUCACAGGAAGAGCUGAAUGGUGUGCCUUAUCCUCCACAACAGAUUGGGAUAUGGAUUAACUCCCGUUUUGGAUGUGGUUUCAUGCACUGACUUACCCUGUGACUGGAUCCAGUCAAUAAAGGGAAUCGUAAGGGUACAGCUUCCAAAAAAAAAUCGAUUGCACAUGCCCUCUCCUCCUCCCCUCUGUCCUAUGUUCCUGCUCUUUCUCCCUCCCUCUCUGUCAUGUUCACCUUCUCUCUCCCAUUGUCACAUGCUUUCCCCCUCCUGCAUCGUGCACCGUACUCUCUCCAUGUCCUUAACAGUGCGGUUUGGGAGUAGGACUUCAGAAGCCACAAGGGUUCAGUUGUUCUACAGAUCUAUGCAUUAAUACUACUUGAGGCCUGGUGUCCCUACACUCCACCCCUACCUUCCCCCAACGUACCCAGCAGCUGACCUGAUUUUUGGGGGGGUUUGGGGAGGCAGAUCUGGGUAUGCUUCAUGGCAAGGAAACCCAGUCUGCCUUCUGCUGGUGAGUGACUCCAGGUGCAGGCACCAACCUGACAACAAUCACCAGUAUCCAUUGUUACAACUCUCAAAAAUGUUUUUAAAGAAAUUCUAUUUUUACAAAAAAAAAUUACUUGGACACAGCUUUUAAGCUUCUUUACCAUUUUAAAAUGAAGGUGUAAUUAAAACUAAACUGUUUGAAAUCUUGGUGUAAUUAUUUUAAUAAAAUGUUUCUUUGGCAAUCA
Molecule: messenger RNA, 2361 nt
Organism: Pristis pectinata (smalltooth sawfish)
Lineage: Eukaryota; Metazoa; Chordata; Chondrichthyes; Rhinopristiformes; Pristidae
Product: thymus-specific serine protease
Exons: 12
Coding region: 1-1614 (537 amino acids)
Biological process (GO): proteolysis
Cellular component (GO): lysosome; endosome
Molecular function (GO): serine-type exopeptidase activity; dipeptidyl-peptidase activity
Source: RefSeq, a predicted model, not a curated record